AUGACUAGCCUUUAUCCUGGUCAUGUACCGCUGUCGCUCGGUUCACGUAUAUUGCUUGGGUUAGGCUCAGCGGCUAUGGCUAUCUCAGAUCCACGUCGAGGAGAUAUGGUAGCGGCAAUGGGCGAAGCCACGGCGCCUGAGCCUGUUCUUGAGAAAAUCCGACAGCGAAUGGCAAGUGAUAUUUCGGGCGCUCGUCUUCUCAAAGAACGUCCAAGAGUUACCAACGUAACUGUAAAUCGUAAAUAUCUUGAGUCGUUACCUGAGAACACCCUCGGAAAGGAGUACUCCAAGUUCUUAAUUGGGUUAAAUACAUCUCCAGACGCUAGACCUCCAGUAAGAUUUGUUCAAAAUGAAGAGCACCUCUAUGUGAUGCAACGUUAUCGUGAAACACACGACUUCAACCACGUUCUCCUACAAAUGCCAACCAAUAUGCUGGGCGAGGUUACUGUGAAGUACUUCGAAGGGAUCCAGUUUGGGCUCCCAAUGUGUGUGACUGCUGGUAUAUUCGGUGCGGCAAGACUCCGUAAAAAGCAUCGCCACCAGUUCCUCACUCGUAAUCUCCCUUGGAUUGUAGAGCAAGCGACUAACGCACGAUUCUUUCUGGCGAUCGAUUGGGAAAAUCACUUCGAGGAGACUAUAUCAUCAUUACAACAGCAAUUUGGGAUCACUCCGUUACAUUCAUACCAAAACUCCUGA
Molecule: messenger RNA, 696 nt
Organism: Necator americanus (New World hookworm)
Lineage: Eukaryota; Metazoa; Nematoda; Chromadorea; Rhabditida; Ancylostomatidae
Exons: 5
Coding region: 1-696 (231 amino acids)
Biological process (GO): ubiquinone biosynthetic process
Cellular component (GO): mitochondrion; mitochondrial inner membrane
Source: RefSeq, a predicted model, not a curated record